Molecule: messenger RNA, 1578 nt
Organism: Pseudoliparis swirei
Lineage: Eukaryota; Metazoa; Chordata; Actinopteri; Perciformes; Liparidae
Product: dopamine D2-like receptor
Exons: 2
Biological process (GO): G protein-coupled receptor signaling pathway
Cellular component (GO): membrane
Molecular function (GO): G protein-coupled receptor activity
Source: RefSeq, a predicted model, not a curated record
AUGAGAGGCGAGCCUCCACCUGCAUGGGGCUUUGGGAACAACACCGUUCGUGAGGACUCCGCCGACAUCGCCUUUGUAGUGGCAAACAGCCUGAUUCUGUUGAUCACUUCUGCGGUGGGGAUUGCAGCAAACCUUUUUGUCAUCCUGGCAGUUUGCCAUCAAAAAUCCCUUCAAACUGCGAUUAAUGCGUUGGUGGUGAAUCUUGCGGUCGUCGACACCCUGAGGUGUGUAGUCGACUGCCCCAUCCUCUUUACCAUCGGCGUGACCGUGUACCAAGGAGGGCAUGUGGACGAGUUGAUCUGCGACACACAAGUGGCCUCUUUCUCUUUCAGCUGCUGCGUCCAGCUGUUGACACUGACCUGUAUAAGUGCAGAGAGGUACCAGGCCAUCGCCCAACCCUUUAAAACUAGUCAAAGGCGAAGACGGAUUAUGGUGCAGAUCCCCCUCACUUGGAUCUUGGCGAUUCUGGUGGCGUUUUUUUGUCUAAUUUUUAGCAGGGACUCAUCCGUGCAUGUCAAAUGCAAAGGAUAUGAAGAAACAUCGUCCUCCUAUGACACCUUUGGACUUUACUUGUUGUUUCCACUGUGGGCAGUUUGCUUCACUAUAAUCAUUUUAUUCUAUGCUCGCAUCUUUGCCAUUGUGAGAUCACACAAUCGCAAAAUAUUUGACCAAGGUACUUUUCCUCUUUCGACUAAAGAUGAGCAGAAGAAAGAAGAAGAAACCACAGCCGUGGAAAAUGGACCUGGAAAAUCUGAGCAAAACCAGACCCUGAGCAAAAGGGUUGCAUCUGAGAUGACUGACUUGCAAACGGAACAACCUCGUCCUCCUGCACUGCAGCUUGCCGUGCAGACUGCUUUUCAAAACGAGCAGUCCAACUCCCAUGGCACAAAAGUUGAGGCGAAACCAUCAAAUGGAGGCGCUGCUGCCAGUGUUAAAAGAUCGACCAUAAUGCCGCAGGUGUCAAGCAAUUUCGGCACAGAAAAGCAGCCCAGAGAGAGAGGGCAAAUUGUCAGAGCGCCCUCUGAAAUGAAAGAAACCACCUCCUGGGCUCCCUCAUUUGCACAGUUAGAAAAGUCUCAAUCCUUUUCUGUUGUACAGAUUGAUCUAACACAAGCAAAGAACAGCAAUGGAGGAGAACCACCGACUGUUGCCACAGGAGAUCAAGUGUCUUCAUUACCUCCCGUCUCAAAUAAUGCCCCCGAAACAGAAGCUACUAAACCAAGUGUGCGGGUGGAAGGUGCUGUUUGCAUGAUGCCUUCCAAAGCAAGUAAAGAAAGAGUGCACAAAAAGAAGGAAAGUCAAAUGGCGAAGUGAGCUGGCUACAUCAUUUUAUCCUUCCUCUUAUUCUGGUUCCCAUUGAUCACAACUAUCCUGAUGAAUUUUGUUGUUCACGACAACAAGACCACAAAGGUAAAUAUUUAUUUUCAGAUCAAUCUGGACGUGGACAUUCUGUCGGUCUCUGUCACCUGCAUCACAUCUCUCAGCGACCCUAUCAUAUAUGCUGCAGUGAACCCUCAGUUUCAGACGGAGUUUUACAGGAUUAAAAACCAGUUUGUGUCCUUGUUCAAUAAGAAAUGA